GUGAAUUUGCCACAGGCACUGAAUAAUCGUGUCCGAAAUAUUACUGCAAGUGGAUUGCUAUUAUUAUAUUUUUUCUGCCCUCCAUAAGAUAUCAGACGUUAAGACAGAACAUGGCAGACACAAAAGUAGAUGCCGGUUCGGAGAUCUCCACCAAGGAUCUGAAGGAGAAGAAACUUGUGGAAGAGACAGAGAAUGGAAAGGAUGCACCAGCUAAUGGGAAGGCAGAGAAUGAGGAGAACGGAGAGCCAGAAGUAGAUGAUGAUGAAGAUGAUGACGAAGUGGGAGAAGAGGAGGAUGAGGAAGAUGAUGGAGAAGGUGAUGAUGAUGAAGAUGAUGAUGAAGUUGAGGGGGGCACAAAAAGGGCCGCUGAGGAUGACGAUGAAGACGACGAGGAUGAUGUUGAAACUAAGAAGCAGAAAACCGACGAUGAUGAUUAAGAGGCCGUCCCUCGUCCUGCUGAAACCCCCUCUAACCCUCCCCCUGCUCAGCUCGUCCUUGAGGAGAGGAGGGACGCGUGGUCAUCAUUCAGUAGAGUUCAACGUCCGUGUACACACACCCAACUGCAAAUUUUUUAAAGAACGCAAACAAGACUUCAAGGCUCUACCUUCUCAAUGAAAUACUUUAAAAGGAGAAUUUGUUUGUAUUUUUAUUUACAUUUUAUAUUUUUGUACAUAUUGUUAGGAGGUCAGCCAUUUUUGACAGUGAUCUCUGGUGACCAAACGGUGCUUUGAAGUUGAUGCUUCUCUAUAAAAUAGAUUUUACUUGUUUGACCAUGUCACAUUAUCUCAACAGAAAACAUGUAUAAAAUCAAAAUCCGUUGAAUUCAGAGCAUUCCAGUAAAUUUGUGUAUGUACUUUAGUUGUACCAUAAGUAGUUGGUUUGUAUGGGAUGGCAAGGCCAAAGAAAAGGAGGUUUUUUUCUUUUUCUUCUCUUUUUUUGUCUACAAAAUUGUUUAUUGUGGCCUGUUUGUAUGUGUGAAGUUUGUUGUCCAAACAAUAAACCGGAAUUUUAUUU
Megalops cyprinoides (Indo-Pacific tarpon) is the source of this 1014-nucleotide messenger RNA. RefSeq names its product prothymosin alpha-A-like. The transcript has 5 exons. Gene Ontology annotation, molecular function: histone binding. The coding region runs from base 111 to 437 and encodes 108 amino acids. Gene Ontology annotation, biological process: negative regulation of apoptotic process; positive regulation of transcription by RNA polymerase II. The record is from RefSeq and is a predicted model, not a curated record. Gene Ontology annotation, cellular component: nucleus. Lineage: Eukaryota; Metazoa; Chordata; Actinopteri; Elopiformes; Megalopidae.